AUGUCCCUACAGGCUAUUCAGGCUGCCACGAGACUAUUGGACGAGAUGUGCCAUCUCACGGCCCAGUCGCUUACAUCACUGGAGACCUCGGACCACUUCCAGGUGGUCAAGAUGUUAGGGGAGGGGUCGUACGGGAAGGUCAUGUUGGCUGUACAUCGGAAAAGAGGAACUCCAAUGGCCCUGAAGUUCUUUCCUCGUGAUUCCACAAAUCUCUUCUCCUUUUUGCGAGAGUAUAACCUCUCCCUCUCCUUCUGCACCCACCCGUCCCUGACCAAGGCCCUGGGCAUUGCCUUCUCCACCCCCUCACAUUACGUUUUCGCCCAGCAAGCCAGCCUCUUCGGUGAUCUAUACGACGUCAUUGUCCCUGAGGUGGGUGUGGAGGAGGACUGCGUCCAGAGGGUGGUUUCCCAGCUGUGCGGUGCCCUAACCCACCUCCACUCCCUGGGCUUCGUCCACCGUGACGUCAAGCCCGAGAACAUCUUCCUGGUCGACGCUGCCUGCCGCUGGGUCAAACUGGGCGACUUCGGCAUGGCCAAGGCCACGGGAACCAAGGUACCCGGUGUGUGGUACAGUUCUGCUUACUGUACGCCCGAGGCAGAGAUAGCGAAGGAGUCGGAGGAUAGUAGACAUAAUACUGCAUCAAAACCUGAUGGAGGAAAUGGGUUGGACAACAAGAUCAAGAGGGUGUGGGUGUCGGUGGAGGUCAGUACAGACUGCUGGGCCUUGGGGAUCCUCAUCUACGCCAUGCUGACUGGCAGUCUACCCUGGACGCAGACCGCGUCCGACGACCGCUCGUACAUCAAGUACCAAGAGUGGUUUGACCAGCAAGAUGGUCAGGACGACGAACUAGACCUAUCGGUCGCCCCCCAGUUUGCCUGUUUCACCCCACUGGCCAGUUCCCUUUUCCUGUCACUACUUCACCCGCAGCCUAGGCUUCGCGGUAGGCCCGACGAUGUGCUGGGCUACCUCGGAGGAGACUGGUUGCAGGUGAAGGAGAAGAUACAGCUGGAGGAGGAGAGGAAGAAAAUGAGAGGGCGAGAGGUCAUCAGGAACGAGACAGAGAGGGAGGGAAGGGGAGAGGGAUAA
Messenger RNA from Salvelinus namaycush (lake trout), 1086 nucleotides. Its product is annotated as serine/threonine-protein kinase SBK1-like. The record is from RefSeq and is a predicted model, not a curated record. The coding region runs from base 1 to 1086 and encodes 361 amino acids. Gene Ontology annotation, molecular function: protein serine/threonine kinase activity; ATP binding. Gene Ontology annotation, biological process: peptidyl-threonine phosphorylation; peptidyl-serine phosphorylation. The transcript has 5 exons. Lineage: Eukaryota; Metazoa; Chordata; Actinopteri; Salmoniformes; Salmonidae.